ACUACACGAAAAAAAGGCAACACUUCACACACAUACAAAAUGGCGUCCCAAGAACGGAGCAUGCCCUUCAUAAAGAACCUCGCCUCGAGCGACCGCAAAAUCCGCACCUCAGCCCUCUCCUCCCUUCACGCCUUCCUUUCGGCCCGGGACGUCGCCUCGGCCCUGGGCCCGCUCGACGUGCUCAAGUUAUGGAAGGGCCUCUUCUACGCGCUGUGGAUGUGCGACCGGGCAAUCCCCCAACAGAACCUCUGCGCCGAGCUGGCCGACCUUAUCUACAAACUCCCGCGCGACGCCGUCGUCCCCUGGCUGCGCGGCUUCUGGGCCACCAUGUCCCGCGAGUGGACGGGCAUCGACGUGCUACGUAUGGAGAAAUUCCUGCUGCUUGUCCGGAGGGUUGUCGGGGCCGGGUUCAAGUGGAUGAGGAAGGGCAGUGGUAGCGGUAGCGGGAGUGAUGGUGUGGGGAAGAAGAAGAAGAAGGAAGGGAAUGGGAGUGGGGUAUCAGAUUGGGAUGCGAGCAAGGUGGACGACGUGCUAGGGCUAUUGGGCGAGUGGCCGUUUUCGAUUGAGGAAGAGGCGCGGAUCGAACAAGCUCUGGAGGAGGGCGAGCCAUUAACUCAGAAGAUACCUGCAGGGUUGAGACUUCAUGUAUUGGAUAUUUGGGUGGACGAGGCGGAGAAGGCGGGCCUACUCGAGAAUGAUGACGAGGAAGCGAAGCAGAUCAUCCAGAGGAUCUCGGAUCAAAUAGAUGCUUUGGAGGAAGCGACGACGAGCCCGGCCGUGCGGGUCAGGUCAAAGGAGUCGCUGGCUGACGAGCGACUUCCAGGGAACAGGAAACCUGAGAGCGAUGCCAAGGAGGAAGAGGGCCCGGGAAGGACACAAGGAGAUGACUGGGACGGGUUUGAUGAUUAGACAUGACGUACAAAGAGAGAUCGAGCAGUCUCUACACAAGUUUUUUCCUUUUCCCGGUUUCCCUCGCUGUAGCCGGAAGAACCAAACCAAUCGACGACGCUUCCUGGGCCAGUUUCAAGCCAACGAAGUUACCAGGCACAUUGGAAAUGCAUUAGUCUAUAU
Molecule: messenger RNA, 1071 nt
Organism: Parathielavia appendiculata
Lineage: Eukaryota; Fungi; Ascomycota; Sordariomycetes; Sordariales; Chaetomiaceae
Product: Nop52-domain-containing protein
Exons: 2
Coding region: 40-909 (289 amino acids)
Biological process (GO): rRNA processing
Cellular component (GO): preribosome, small subunit precursor; nucleus
Source: RefSeq, a predicted model, not a curated record